Messenger RNA from Anarrhichthys ocellatus (wolf-eel), 9086 nucleotides. RefSeq names its product zic family member 6 (gene zic6). The transcript has 2 exons. Gene Ontology annotation, cellular component: nucleus. Gene Ontology annotation, biological process: regulation of transcription by RNA polymerase II. Gene Ontology annotation, molecular function: DNA-binding transcription factor activity, RNA polymerase II-specific; RNA polymerase II cis-regulatory region sequence-specific DNA binding. Lineage: Eukaryota; Metazoa; Chordata; Actinopteri; Perciformes; Anarhichadidae. Bases 5713 to 7293 code for a protein of 526 amino acids. The record is from RefSeq and is a predicted model, not a curated record.
CACACACACACACAGUUAACCGAGUUUGCCUACUGCAGUCUUGUAGGAUUUAUGGCGACCUUUGUAAACUUUCACAAGUGACAAGCAGCCUGUUAAGUUUUCCUGUAUUCCCUCCAUAUUUUAUUGGCUUGUUGAAACGUGAAGGCCCAUACGCCACUUAAGGUUAUGCGCCGUGUAUUUGCAGCCACAUUAUCACAAGUAACAUGGUUUAGAUGAGUCACAAAUGUUUGUGUGGGACAGAAAAGCAGCGUCGGCACGGCUCUUGCUGAGAAAAAAAGGGGAGCUGUCAUCGACUAGGCCUAACGUAAAGCAACUGUUGCUUGAGAGUUGAAUUCAAAACUACUGCAGAUCGUUUCUGGUAUACUGGUAUUUAGUGCAUAUUGUAUUAUUUAAUUAAUUCUACAAAUAAGGGAUGUGGUGAUUUGGGGCUUCAAAAACGCCCUUUCUAAACAUGUAUUUCACCAGCAUCAAGACACAUCUGAGUCGGGAUUGCAAGAAUAUUGGUUCAUAUUUUUUCAAUUAAAACUUCCUGUUUGAAAAAUAAAAUAUACCUCUUCCUGCCUGAAAGGAGCAGACUGCGUUGGCCCAUUAAUGGGCCUACUAUUUGUACUGGACAAUAGAAGAAGAGGGGAAAGACAGCUUCAUAGGCCUUUUUAUAGAGCUGCACAUUUCUUAACAGUUUGUCUCACACCAGACAUUUUUUUUACCAGAAUAUUUUACACCGGUCCUCGGGCAUGCCGCCCUUCACAUUUCACCUCUAUUUUUGACUUAUCUAUUUAAUUACAUUUUGGUAAAAUGUAUACUGCUAUAUUUUCUAGUUUUGCAACCACACGAUUUUACAUAUUUAUUUUAACCUUUAAAUAUGUUAAUUACAUUUUUUUUUUUUGUGUUAAAUGACUUUGCAUCUAUGACUAGGCCCGUGUUUUGUUUGGCUCAAAUGUCCGACGCAGUGUAAAAUCUUUAACGAUCAUUCAAACGUGGGCGUAAUGCAACGUGCUAUAUUAUAGCACGCUAUUCUGCAGCACUAUGAAUAAUUUGAUGAUUUAGUUAUCUCUGCUGGGAUUACCUCAUUGGGCGUUGGGAUAGCCCAUUGGUUAUAACAUAAUCGUCUUCUAACUGGGCAUGCGCGUUACCUUAAAAUAUCACAACAUUGUAGUGUGCAUACCUCUUAGACAGUAGGCCCAUGCUGUUGGAAAAGAGCAGAACAUAACCAUCAGCCUAAAUGGUAAACAACUCACAUUUAUACAUUUAUUUCUACCUCGAUAUAUUCAGUAAAGGUUAUAGUGCAUACAUGUAUAAAUAACGUAGAUGCAUGAUCACUAUAAUUCUAAUAUAAAGAAAUGUGCCUAUGGCAGCCCAAUCUUCUGGAUAUUUUCUGACUGCAAUGUUUAGUUUUUUAAUUUUUUUUUCAGUCCAUGCAGUCUGGCCUGUAGCCUGCUUGGCUGCAGGCCGCUUGUGCUAUAGAAGAGUUUGUGGACUUGAAGUUAACUCAAUAGUGACCGGAAAAAGUGAAAUCUUCAUCUUCCAAAAACAAUGGCAAAACCAAAGCCCAUGCAGUACUUACAUUUAUCAUAUACCACUGUAUGCAAAUGUGUUUUCCGUACUCCCUUUUUAAAGAGGCAGAAAAUGGUCAAAGUUUCCCAACGGCACAGUUAAAUGAAUGACAUUGUGAUUCACUGUUUCGCUUCAAUAGACAUUGUGCUGCAGGAUCUUGCAGGUUUUUGCUUUGGUUUAAUGUGCCAACUCCUCGAUUUAAAAAAAUAAAUAAAAAAAUAAAUUAAUAAAUAAAUAAUACAUCCUCCAUGACACUUUUCUCUGCCCUCCUACAUUCUGCAGAGCCCCUAACAGUAUAAAGGCUCAGGUUCUGGUCUACAUUCAUAGCAUAAUCCAGUAGAUUUUAUACAUUCUCAGAAGAAAAUACAUCGUGGCUUACAUUUGUUUCAGUGAGAAUACUGUUUUUGCAUGCUUCAUUUGCAUCCCCUUGAAUGCUUAAUGUUUUCACGAAACAAAGUAGUAUACGUUGUAUGUUGUUGCCUAUAAUCAACUGUUAUUUUAGAUUUCUGUACAAGUGUAGCAGCUGAUAAUGACAAUGAAUUUGCCACCAUAGAUAGAGCUGUACAUGACGAAUGACAAUUUAAGUGUCUUGUAAUUUGGAAUUUCACAAUGUAAUGCCUGACUGUGUUGCAACGCUAUCGGGCAUAUUUUUGUGCUGUGUGUGUGAUUACUUUUUGCUUGUCAUAGGAGAAACAAACGUUUUGUUACUCCAUAUUUUCUUCAUAUUGUUUAUUAUAAGUAUAAGGUUUGUACAGUACUUGCAAUACAGUACAAGAAUAACAGCACGGAUCGCCAUCUAUACGUCAUACAUUAUAUGGUCAGUUGGGUCUUGAGUGACUGCUACAGUGCUAGUGUUUGCCUUCAUAUGGCUGAAGGAGAGGCCUAAUUGACUUCUUGCUGUGAUUUACUGGAGCAUCUGUCUGCAAAUGGACUGAUCCCAAACCUGUUAAUUCAUCUAAAUUUCAUAAAGUCAUGGUAAGACUGUGCACCGCCUUCCCUCAUCAAUUAUGUCUCAGCACUACUCCACACUGAUGCAUGCAGUUGUUUAAACGUACACACACAUGCAUAAACACACACACAUUAAGGCAUUCCUGGUUGUACCACAUUUAUGAACAUAUUAACUUUGUGUCCGUCACACACACAAAUUUGGAUACUUGAAAUAAUUGCAUGCUCCCUAUCCUCCCUUUAUUUAUUUGCCAUAUCUUGUCUUACAUUGACAUUACUGGUGAUUCUUAUUCUCACUGGGAACAGAUUAUUAUGUUUAUCGCCUUUUUGCAAAAAGUUUUUGCAAAAAGGCGAUGUCCGAUAUUCUUAAUUUUUUCUAGAAAUGCAUUUAUUCAUUUAAGAGGUAGAAUGAAAUACAAUGAACAUUCAGGAAAUGCAUGUUAUACUAAAGAUUUCUUCUCAAGAAAUGAAAUUAGCUCAACCUUCAGUCCAGUCUUUACCAUGUCGUGUGACUCUGGUCUUCCAUUUGUUUUCUGUUUAAUUUCAUGUCUGUAUUUCACCCUUUGUCAUUCAUUUGUUCCACAUUCACUGUACUGAGAUUGACUGGGAUCUCAUGGAUGUAAGGAGUAUUCCCUGACAUGUGUGUUUUGAUAGUUGGGAGUGAUAUUUUGUGUGCAACAGUCACUAGGAUUUUGUCCGGCCUGUCAAGCAACCAACAUAAAUGGCCGCACUCAUGAAGCUGGAGGGUUGGGAGGGAUUGCAGAUGUCAAAAUGCUACAAUUUACAGUUACAAUGUAGAUAUUUAAACUUGAGAUCCCUGUGUAGUUUCUAAAUUUAAAAAGCAACAUUUUCAUGGAUUUGGAGUAUUUUAUCACAUGAAACUAAUAAUAGUCUACUGUAAAGACGUAAUAGUAACAUGACAAAGUCCUCAACUAGGUAAUACAUAUAUGUUUGCACGUCUUGGCCAUUACCAUUAUAAUUGUAUUGUUUAUUGCUGUGAAGCUAACCGUAUACGACUCCAACAUUUAUCCUAUGAAAUACAUUUUUUUGUUUCAAGGUAUGUUCUGAACAUAUACAUUUAACAAUUAGAUACUUUUUAGAAUUCCAUACAGUAUUGCAGUAAAAUGAAUGGGCUAUUUACUAUGAUUAAUAGGCUAAAUUCUAAUUAAGUCAUGCACAUUAAGGGGAAUUAAAAUAUUCUUAGUCCUUUAUAGAAAUAUUACAGUAUAAGCUGCUGCUAUAUGGAGGCAGAUAGCACUGACUGUUAUUGAAAAGGUGAGCCUGAAUAUUAUAUCAUAAAAGAAAUAGUCCAUUUCUUGUUUUACAUUCUUGUUGUAAAUGAAGAGCUGGAAUGAUUUGGGGCUUCCUUUCUGCUUUCUGAAUGACAGGUUGGAAACUUUCGGUUUGUUGGCCUUCAACCCUCAAUCAUUUUAGGAAAAGCAUCGGGUUAAAGGUUGACAAACAUGAGCGUCCAUUACAAUCAUGACGGAAUUAGGCCAGUUCCGGGCAUGUCUACUAUUUUGCGGCACUUAAUGUCAAGUGGGUCCCUUGCUUUGUCUCUGCCUAGGAUCCACUGCAGGUGACGUCAGCAUAACAAUGUGGCAAAGGAUUUCUUUUUUUUUUUUCUUUUUUAUUUUAAGAAAAUGUUGAAAAUUCUGCCAGCUGCAGUCUUUAGAAAUAAUGAAGGGCUUUCCACCUUACACCUAUGAAACUGCAGUCCGGAGCCAACGCCACGUCGUAUAUCAUUUAAAUAAAAGCAACAGAUAAAAUAAUUUGGCUAUAAAGUGGUCUUGAAGAAAGUGCGCUGAUAGAAUCAGAGCAACGUCGAACUGAGGAAGACGUGCAGAAAUCUGUGCUGCACCAGAGGAGCGUGGGGAGCUUGGAGCUGCUGUCCUCACAGCACCCCUAAGUAAGAAAGUUUAUCAGUUUCCCAGGAACAGAGCCUAUCCACUGCUGUUUGUCACCUUUCAUCAUUUACAUUUUUACAUAACCAAUUUUACACGUGCGAGCCUGCAAGACGCAUGGUGCACUGUAGAUGAUUAUUAAUUUAUUAAAGCUUAAUAUAAAAGGGUGCAUGUGUGGAAAUGGUUCACGUUGGGCUCAAAUGUAAAACGGUACAUCCUGCUCUGAAGUAUUCCCCAGUGAACUACUAGAAUCUGAAAUAACUUUCUUCCUGUAAGAAGAUCAUGAUAUGUUGGUGGUCUGCUGACACGAUGAACAACUUGUUGCUUUAUCAAAGUUUUAUUUUUCUUUGGUAAUGAGGACAAGUAGUUUUGUGCCCAUAUAAAAAAAUACACACAUAAACGUGUAACUCAAAAGUAUUUUUUACCUCCAUGAGAGCUCAGAACUAUAUAUUACAUUUCAGGAAAAAAUAAAACUGCUAAAUGUGUUCAUACAGGGCAAUGACGGCAGGAUUAGUAUUUUGAAUAAUUUCAAAUUUUUUUUAUUUAUUUUUUUUUAAAUGCGUGUUUCUCACUGUUCUCAAUCUCCACUCAAAAUGAAAGUCUUGACAAUAAUUGGCCUGGACACGCUAUGGCCAGUCUCUAUUAUGCUUGCAGGGCAGAGCGUUGGACAUUUGCUUUGGCACUAUUCAUUCCAGCGACAUAAAAGACGGUAGAUGGACUGUGAUAGUCUUAUGUUUCGCCCAUGUCUGCAUUUAAUUGCAUGACUUCCAUCAGAUGAUCAGUAUUACACAUUACGCUUCAUAUUUAUCAUAUGUAGAGAUUUGGAGAAGGGGGUCUCACGAGAGUGCGCGCUGGAGUUAAAGAGGCAGCAACAUUUGCAAGUAUCGCGGCACAUUUCAAAGCAUUUUCUCUGCGAUAUUUGAAAACGGAGUCGUGCGGCGAACGCCUGCGUGUCCCUUUUAAAACAAACCCAGCGCCUGUCAAUCACGGCGCAUUCCAACCAAUCCCAAAGCUCCCUUUUUAAAAGCAGGUUUGCCUGCUGUGCUUUUAUAUUGCACCAUGGCCUGUUUCGAAGCAUUUUUUACUACCACGGUUAUUGCCACAAAUCAAGAGGGCAAAGUGAACGGCAUGGGACUCGCACCAACUUUAACGAAACUGAGUCUGGUUCCUACUUCUGCGAAGUUCACGGCCAAGAAUUUCACAUGCAGAUGAUACACAGACAAGGGACAUGGAGAGGGAACUUCUAGGUGUAUCCUGAGUGCCGAAUUGGUUGAUUUUGCAAACUCAUAGCCAAAACUCACAACAAAACAUGACAAGCCUUUCGAGGUUUAGUGGCUGCCCUCUCUCUUGCGUCAACCCCGGGGAGAGCAAUACUGAACCCAGCAUGGUGCUGCCACCUUUGGCAGGAGAGCACAUGGGACUCCCCACUGGCAGUUCCUUAAAACUCUGCCCUGCGCACAAUUUGCGAGACUACCCCGAGACGAGGUCCAGUGCAUAUGUUGACCAUUCGGUUCCCAAUUUUUCAGACUCUGGAUACCACAGCCACCGGUUAGAGCACAGCCCUAGGGGCAUUCUCAUUGGAGCCAAUCUUUCUGGAGCCGGUAUGCCACCCGUCACUGAUCAACUGGCAUCAAGAGCGAACCAACAUGGCGGGAUUGGAAGGUAUCGUGACUUCCAUGGCUACAGAGACAACAGAAGCCAUGCUUUUUUCUCCAGUUAUCAGGAGCAGGCCCACACCUCCACCGACGCAUCUCGAGAUUUCGGCAGCCAGAUGAUGCUGGGUCUACCUGGCGACCUCCUCAGCCGGACUCACCACUAUGGCCAAACUAUCAGCCCCAAGGGAAACAGACAGCAGCUUGUCUCACAGUUCCUGGGUCUGUACAAACCCCUCAACAUGGCAAUUCAACGUGGAGGAGGCGACGCUUUCCUCAGGUGCUCUAAGCAAAUGGUGAAGCACGAGCUGGUGUGCAAGUGGACUGACGGCCAAGAGGGGGCUGGGAAGCUGUCCUGCUCCAGAGCCUUCGGGACCAUGUAUGAACUUGUCGCCCAUUUGACAGUGGAGCACGUCGGAGGACCAGAUCACUCUGAGUAUGUCUGUCAGUGGGAGAAUUGUGCGAGGGACAGGAAGCCUUUCAAAGCCAAAUACAAGCUGGUGAACCACGUCAGAGUCCACACAGGGGAAAAGCCCUUUCCCUGCCCCUUUCACGGCUGUGAGAAAGUUUUUGCACGAUCAGAGAAUCUUAAAAUCCACAAGAGGACUCACACAGGUGAAAAACCGUUUAAAUGUGAGUUCGACGGCUGCAACCGGAGGUUCGCGAACAGCAGCGACAGAAAGAAGCAUUCUCACGUGCACUCCAGCGACAAACCCUACACGUGCAAGGUCAGUGGCUGCGACAAGUGUUACACCCACCCAAGCUCCCUGCGAAAGCACAUGAAGCUCCACUGCAGCAGGGCCCACGACGUCAAAAGCGAGGACGCGCGUCCCGGCGACGCGUGUCACAUCGCGGAGGACAGGUCAACCCGAGUCCCGGACGGAGCCCACAUCAGCCCUCCCCACCCGCCGCCGUCGACUCAAGAUAUCCCCCUGUCCCCGGAGAGUCGAGACGAGUCGACCCCGAGGUCACGUUUCCAUCACACGUUUGACAGCAGUUUGGACUACUCCACACACAGGUCGCAGCCCCUCCUGGACCCUUUGUUGCUACAGAGAGGCAGCUACAGGUCCCAGUCCUCCCAGUACCCCUGCGGCCAGACAGGUCACACGUUUGCCCAGAGCUCAAGGACUUUCCCCUCUACUUCUCCCUUUCAGAAAAGUAUUGUCAAUGGAUGGUACACAUGCCACAGCGGCGUGGACUCGUUCCCAAAGCAAUGCAACAACAUCCCGUCUCUUUGAGUUCCUGUUGGGACACGUGCGGCCCAUAUUUGUCCAUGUUAUAGCCCAAACACGUACAGCUGUAUCUCUACUACUCUGUGUAUUUUUUGUGGAUGUUGUAUCAAAUAUUUUGUGACACACACGUCGAGUCAUAGCCUAUUGAAAUUGCGAAAUGUGUCGAGCUUUAUUUGUUUGGUUUGGGUUUGGCUUACAGCCCAUAGCCACAUGAACCCCACGGUGGGUUCUAGGGACUUUUACAAAGUGUAUAUGGCUAAUUGUUCGCUGUGUUGCGUAAUUAUUAAAGAUAUCUAUCUUAAGUGAGACAAAAAAAUGACAAAGGCUUUUAUGGAAAUCUGCGUGUUGAGUCCUCUGAACUUACUGUAAAGUAAAUGUAGGAGACGUCUUGCUGAAUGUAGCCCUAAGUGUAGGGGUCUUUGUUGAAUGUAAACUAGAUGUAAUGUAUGUCGGAAGGUAGAAACAUUCAUGUCUAUAUGUAGCCUAUACAAAGACAUUUUAGAGAAAUCUCUUCUCAAGUUAAGUUUGAAGACCGAACAAGCCCGCCUGAUGGGCCUGAAGCAUGAUUUGCCUGUAAUUAAAAUACUGCGAGGCUCGGGUUUUUUUCUCUCCCCUUGAUUAAGUUUCAUAUUCGCCCCCUUUUCAUAACACCUUCGUAUUCUUGUUGGUAUUAUGUAUAUUUCACAUUUCUGUGCAAAGUAAGACCAGUGUGAGCUCAAACCAGUGUUCGUGAUAUUAUGAAAACGUUUAAUUAGCAUACAGUUCUACUGUACAUAAGCCUACUGUAUAAUUAAUUAUGUAUUCUAUAUUUUAUUAAAGUGUCUAUAUUCUCUUUGAUCAGGCGUGUGUGGUUAAACCCAAUCAAUGCAUUUUCAUUAGAUUUUUAAAAAUUGUAUUUCUAAUUAUAUCAUUUUUAAUAGCCCACGCCAUAUUUGCAGGUUUGCAAUUUUGUGCAAUAAUGGAUACGGCGGAAACUCUCACGUGCAGAGCUUUUAUUUUAUGUUCUAGAUGUCAUGAACUGGUCAGGCCUUUAACACAAAGGUAUUAAACUGGUUUGACUGAGGUAUAUCUUCUAUAGGCCAUAGUGAACAGUAACAUAACAUUUUUUUGAUUAUUGUUAUUACUCGAAUCUGGCAAAAAAGAAAAUGUGAUGGUCACACCGAACAACAAAUAUCAAACGGCCCUCUCAACCAAACAGCGCUCAGUUUUUCAAUCAGAUUUUAGUUUCCUUAACUGCGUCAUGAGCGUUUUGUGGGAUACAGGUGUAUUUGCCUCAAGGUCACGCGCAUUCUGUCUUUCAAUAAGGCGCGUUCUCUCGUGCCCUUAGCCUCCACUUCAAGACAAUUUAGCUGAUUUCAGAUCCUAUUAAUCAAUUUUUUGUAUUUUCAUUCGAUUUCUGUCGCUGUCUAUCUGUCACUCACUCAAGCACACGCACACAGUCGCGUGCGCACGCACUGCAAAACGUCUCUCCUCGAAAGUAAGCAAGUUGCCAACACAAUUAUGACGCAUGUAGCCUCAAAAUAUUGUAUUUUCCAAAUGAAUAAAAACUCCAUUAUUACCACGAUCAUUAUUCUAUUCAAAGAUAAAACUUGUUUACUCUAUCAAGGCUAAUGCGUUCAAAUAAUUUGAAGCUCCUCACUUUGUGUCUGAAUUGAUAUUUUCUGGGCUCUCUGCUAAAAAUCACAAUGUCACUAUUAUAUAGGACAUGUAUGUGUUGUUCUGAUUCAUUUUGCCAUUCGUAAAGGUUGAAAAAGUUGGGUUAACACACACUGCUGAUAGUAAACUGUUUGCUUCACUCC